CUCUUAUGUAUGUUGUUGUUGGUGGGCUGUGACAUCCUUGUAGACUGAGUUUGGGUGUUUUUACCCUCAAUUUGCAUAAUAAGAGAAGAAGAGGGCGGACUCCCUAUAAGUCCCGUGGUUUUUAUCCUUCACAUCGAAGGGGUUUUCCACGUAUAAAAAUCGUGUGUCGUUUGCAUCUUUAUUCUUCAUAUUUGGAUGUGGUUUAUUUGAUGUGUUGCUGAUUUUGUGUGCUUGGUUAAUCAAUUGUGGAAUGCACUUACCAUGGCAGAAUCUACUCGCAGAAUCGGUUUUGAAACACAUCCCUGACUCUGCACUCCAACGGGUUCAACCCCUCCUUCAGCGCGCCAAAGACGACCCUAACCUCGUCCACUAUUUUCCUCACCUCUCCCUCCUCCUCCUCACUCAGAGGAAAGCGACGAACAUAUUUCUCAAUCUCAUGAAUCUCAUUCUAAUAGCCCGCAAGCAUUUCUCCUGUCCUUCUUCUUUGCUGAGGCAGCAGAAGAAGCGCAUCUUGUACCGGAAGCCAAUUGUGACGCCGGUGCUUGGUUCUCAAAGAUCAGCUGGAAAUAACCUAAGCCAUACUAAAGGUCACAUAGGUUACUAUGUUACUGAUAAAGAGGCAGAUGAACCUGCUGUUUUUACUGGAGAUACUCUGAAAAUGGAUUGCGAUGCGGGAAAGGAACCUGGUGAAGGCGGUGAAAAGAGAAGUGGAUCCCCUGUUGUUGCCGACCCUGCCUCCAAGAAGCCCCGGAGUGAGCCUGUUGAAGAGUCCAUUGUAGAAACUGAAGAGCCCAUUGCUGAGAUUGAUAAAAAUUCAUUUGUAGAGAUUGGUGAAGAGCCUAAGAUCCAUUUUCGAGAUCUUGCUGGAAAGGAAGAUGAGCAUAUCAUUCAAACAAUAAAUGGAAUUGCAGAGAUUUAUAAACUUGUAGAGACUGAUGAAGACCCUAAGAUCCAAUUUCGGGUGUUUGAUGAAAAGGAGGGUGAACAUAUUAUUGAAAGAAUGGCAGAGAAUGAUAAGGAGUCAGUCGUAGAGCUUGUUGAAAAGCCGAUUGCAGAAGUUGAUGAAGCAUCCAUUAUAGUAGCGACCAAUGAAGAGCCUAAAGUCCAUUUUCGAAUGCUUGCAAAAAAGGGGAUGUGUGGUGCUCUUCAAAGAAUGCAUGAAAGGCUUAUCAUGGAACGAGGCCUAAGGUGGAUUCUUUAUAGAUUCAUGGUAGGCGAGGAUGAUGAAGAGAAGUUCAAGUCAUUAGUGGAGUCCUUGAAGGAUGAUUAUAAUGAGGAGAAGAACUCAUUGAUAGAGUAUUUUGAGGGUCCCCCAAAAUUUGUUAUGGUGGCUGUAGAGGCAAACACUUUAGACGCAAAGCGUGUUGCUGGUUAUCCAUCAUGUGACAAGAGCCAAGAAGAUAUGAUUGUUGAUGUAGUGGGAAAGCGUCAUGAUGUAUGUACGACACUUGUGGGGAUGAUUUUGUGUGUUUAUGAAGACUUCCGAUAUGACAAGAGGGGCGUGCAUUCCAUGGAAAUGAGGAUGCGCAAUCUCCCAUUUAGUGGAUUACCACAUGAAGUGUAUAUCUAUGGACGAAAGCAGAUGGUGAUGGGUUCAUAUGAAGAUGGAAAAGAGAAGAUGUCUCUUGAUUAUCUUUUCCUCGGCAAGCCAUUCCUUCUGGUGUUUUUUCCUCUGCAUUAUGCCCAACUCCUGACCCUUGAAGAAGGCAAGUUCAUAGACAGUAUUCGUGGUCCAUCGGUUGCUGACUAUGAAGUCACCCUAACAGAUUGUGGAAGCGGAUUAGUGAAGUUCAGCAUAUUUGGGAAGUCCAUGAGUGAAGUUAUAGAUGCUAUGAAAACGUUUGUGGAAAAGCUAAAAAGCAUGGGGGACAUCAAAGCAUUGGAGUUGGCUGCAAUUGUAGAAAAAGGUCAGUAUAAUGGCAUGGGUGGUAGUUACUUUGUUGGUUGUUGGCUGUCAGAUAAUGAAUAUGACGAUGACGAUGACGAGUGUUGGUGCUGAUUAAUGUGAAUCGGAUGGAUGCCUCCCACCGUAAUUUUUGCUUAGUAGUACUUUCUAAUAUUACGUUGCUUUACUCUAAGAUGGCGAGCAUGCACAUUAUAUGUGCCUCCUACAACAAUUUUUGCUUAGUAGUACUUUUUAUUAUGGUGUUGCUUUACUCUAAGAUGGCGAGCAUGCACAUUAUGUGUGAUGCCUCCCACCAUAAUUUUUGGUUAGCAGUAUAUACUUUCUAGUAUGAUGUUGAUUUAUCUAAUAUGGCAAGCAUGCAUAUUAUAUGUGAUGCCUCCCACCAUAAAGUAAUACUUUCUAA
Messenger RNA from Cuscuta campestris, 2309 nucleotides. The record is from the annotation of a GenBank genome assembly. Lineage: Eukaryota; Viridiplantae; Streptophyta; Magnoliopsida; Solanales; Convolvulaceae.